UGCUUGGCAUAGGCCAUGGAAACACACUACUCACUGAUCUGUACAACUGCCACCUGACCAAGGCUUACACUGUUGGUGGGCUGUUUGGUAAAGCCACUGAUGACUUCUCAGACACAGGGAAGCUAGUAGAGAAGACAACAUUUGAUCAUAUCACAAGGGAGAAGCUGGAGCGGAUUCUCGCUGUCAUUCAAGGAACAAAUCAUAAGGCCCUGCUGAUGCAUUCUAACAUUGAUAUGAAAACACAAGAGGCAUACGAGCUCGCUGUCAAAGGGUUGAUUCGCCCCAUGGGAAAAAGCCCUCCGAUAAUCACAGCAAUCCGAUGCCUCCAGUUCGCUCCUCCAGAAUUUCAACUAGAAAUCCAUUGCUUGCAUGAGACUCAGCAGUACCUCCGGAAAGUAGUUCAUGAGGUUGGUCUGGAGCUGAAAUCAUCGGCCGUGUGCACGCAAGUGCGGAGAAUACGCGAUGGUGUUUUCACGCUGGAUGAUGCCCUCCUGAGAACCCAGUGGAACCUGCAGAGCAUCCAGAAUGCAAUUUGGGACUGUCAGCUUAAAGUGAGAACAGAGUUAGAGAAGACGCUAGGCUGUCAGGAUGAAAACCUUCUUCAGAAGAUGGACGUGGAGGUGGCCCACGCUGCAGACAGCUGA
Tauraco erythrolophus (red-crested turaco) is the source of this 644-nucleotide messenger RNA. Lineage: Eukaryota; Metazoa; Chordata; Aves; Musophagiformes; Musophagidae. The record is from RefSeq and is a predicted model, not a curated record.